AUGGAGCUGCGAGAGCUGCAUCUGUGGCAGCUCCAGCGGCUACAGCACAGUGGCUUGAAGAGAGGAGGACAGUCAGAGAAAAGAGAGAAGGCGCGAAGGGAGGGAGGAAGGUGGAAAAUGUGUGUGAGGAGGGGGGAAGAUACAUGUGUGAGGAGGGCGCGGAAGAGACGUGUGCGAGGAGGGGGAGAUACGUGUGUGAGGAGGGGGAGAUUCGUGCGUGAGGAGGGGAAGAGAUACGUGUGUGAGGGUGAGAAGAUGGGGGGGGGGGGGGGGGGGGGGACAGGGGACGGGUUCCUGCUUCUUCUUCUGAGGCCAAACAGCCACGAGGUCGAGUCUGUGGUGGGGACACUGUGGGAAUGCGCAGUGGGUGGGGUCUCCUGGUGGCGUUCGGCAGCACGAGGAGACUCUCACAUGGAGUGUGGUCUAAGUGGACCACAGCCUCAGUUUGGGAGAGACGGCCUCAGCGUGGGAGAGAUGGCCUCAGUUUGGGAGAGACGGCCUCAGUGUGGGAGAGACGGCCUCAGUGUGGGAGAGACGGCCUCAGUGUGGAAGAGAUGGCCUCAGUGUGGGAGAGACGGCCUCAGUUUGGGAGAGACGGCCUCAGUGUGGGAGAGAUGGCCUCAGUUUGGGAGAGACGGCCUCAGUGUGGGAGACUGA
Messenger RNA from Knipowitschia caucasica, 657 nucleotides. The record is from the annotation of a GenBank genome assembly. NCBI's taxonomy places the organism in Eukaryota, Metazoa, Chordata, Actinopteri, Gobiiformes, Gobiidae.